Messenger RNA from Chionomys nivalis (European snow vole), 6874 nucleotides. It is a transcript of the gene Ttll5, whose product is annotated as tubulin tyrosine ligase like 5. Gene Ontology annotation, biological process: microtubule cytoskeleton organization; protein polyglutamylation. The record is from RefSeq and is a predicted model, not a curated record. Gene Ontology annotation, molecular function: tubulin-glutamic acid ligase activity; tubulin binding. Bases 401 to 4387 code for a protein of 1328 amino acids. Gene Ontology annotation, cellular component: cilium. Lineage: Eukaryota; Metazoa; Chordata; Mammalia; Rodentia; Cricetidae. The transcript is spliced from 35 exons.
UCUACGCCGGCGCCCGGGCGCGCUGUGAUGACGCCAUCCGUCCGCGCCGGCAGUCGAGCGUUGUUCGCGCCGCUGGCAGGCGCCUGCGCAGUGGCUCCGAGCGGGCGGUUGCUUGUUGGUUGUUGUAGUAACGGGGGAAGCAGCCUUCGGCGGCUGCGUUGAUUCCGACUGGGGAAGGAGGAGGGAGGUGAAGCAGAGCGCGGUCCCCGCCUGCCAUCCCGGAGCUAUGAGAAGAUGAGACUGUAACAGAAUAAUUAUUAGGAGUGUUUGGCUCCCUACUCCCCAGCUGUUUGUCAUUCCUGGAGUCUGUGCUAUCCAAAUUGUCUGAUCCAGUGAAACUGCAAGGAAGAAAGGUCUCUGAGGCCUCUGUCUGUUGACUGCAUGACAAACCCUAAAGGAAAUGCCAGUUGUGAUGGCCCGGGACCUGGAGGAAACAGCAUCAUCCUCAGAGGAUGAGGACCUGGUAAACCAAGAGGAUCACCCAUGUAUCAUGUGGACUGGAGGCUGCAGGAGAAUUCCAGUUUUGGUUUUCCAUGCUGAAGCUAUUUUGACAAAGGACAACAAUAUUAGAGUAAUUGGAGAACGUUAUCAUUUGUCUUACAAGAUUGUGAGAACGGACAGUCGCCUGGUGCGAAGCAUUCUGACAGCCCAUGGAUUUCACGAAGUUCACCCGAGCAGCACUGACUAUAACCUGAUGUGGACAGGAUCCCACCUGAAGCCCUUCUUACUUCGAACCCUCUCUGAAGCACAGAAAGUUAAUCACUUCCCCAGAUCUUAUGAACUAACCCGGAAGGACCGACUGUAUAAAAACAUCAUUCGAAUGCAGCACACACAUGGAUUCAAGGCUUUCCACAUCCUCCCUCAGACCUUUCUCCUGCCAGCUGAGUACGCGGAGUUCUGUAAUUCAUAUUCAAAGGACCGGGGACCUUGGAUAGUAAAACCAGUGGCCUCUUCUAGGGGGCGGGGCGUCUACUUGAUCAACAAUCCAAACCAGAUCUCCCUGGAAGAGAACAUCUUGGUCUCCCGCUACAUUAGCAACCCCCUGCUCAUAGACGAUUUCAAGUUUGACGUGCGCCUCUAUGUGCUCGUGACCUCCUAUGACCCCCUUGUCAUCUAUCUCUAUGAGGAAGGAUUGGCUAGGUUUGCAACUGUGCGAUAUGACCAAGGAUCCAAGAACAUUCGGAACCAGUUCAUGCACCUGACGAACUACAGUGUGAAUAAGAAGAGUGGAGACUAUGUGAGUUGUGAUGAUCCAGAAGUGGAGGAUUAUGGGAACAAGUGGAGCAUGAGUGCCAUGCUUAGGUACCUGAAACAAGAAGGCAAGGAUACAACUGCAUUGAUGGCCCAUGUGGAAGACCUGAUCAUUAAGACGAUAAUCUCUGCUGAACUAGCUAUCGCCACUGCCUGUAAGACCUUUGUCCCGCACCGCAGCAGUUGUUUCGAACUGUAUGGCUUUGAUGUGCUCAUAGAUAAUACUCUGAAGCCAUGGUUAUUGGAAGUGAAUCUCUCCCCUUCUUUGGCCUGUGAUGCACCGCUGGACCUCAAGAUUAAAGCCAGUAUGAUCUCAGAUAUGUUCACUGUUGUAGGAUUUGUGUGCCAAGAUCCUGCACAGCGGGCAUCCAACCGGUCAAUUUAUCCCACCUUUGAGUCUUCCAGGCGGAACCCUUUUCAGAAACCUCAGCGUUCCCGUCCACUUUCUGCCAGUGACGCAGAAAUGAAAAACCUUGUGGCCUCAGCCCGGGAGAAGGUGCCAGGGAAGUUAGGCGGUUCUGUGCUUGGUCUGUCAAUGGAGGAGAUCAAAGUUUUACGGAGGGUAAAGGAAGAGAAUGACCGGAGAGGAGGAUUUAUCCGCAUAUUUCCUACAUCUGAGACAUGGGAAAUAUAUGGGUCCUACCUCGAACACAAAACCUCCAUGAACUAUAUGCUGGCAACACGCCUUUUCCAGGACAGGGGAAACCCAAGAAGAAGCUUGCUGACAGGAAGAACACGGGUGAAUACUGAAGGCGCACCAGAACUGAAGGUGGAGAGCAUGAAUUCCAAGGCCAAGCUGCAUGCUGCUCUCUAUGAGAGGAAGCUCCUGUCUCUGGAGGUGCGAAAACGUAGACGACGGAGUGGCAGAUUGAGGGCAAUGAGGCCAAAAUACCCAGUGAUUACCCAACCAGCUGAAAUGAAUAUUAAAACUGAGACAGAAAGUGAAGAGGAGGAAGACGUUGGAUUAGACAACGAAGACGAAGAGCAGGAAGCCUCCCAGGAGGAGUCUGCAGGGUCUCUUGCAGAAACUCAAGCCAAGUACACACCUUCGUUGACUGUUAUAGUAGAAAAUUCGCCCAGAGACAGUUCCAUGAAAGUUGCCGAGUGGACUAAUAAAGGUGAUCAGUGCUGCAAAAUUGAGACUCAAGAGCCAGACUCUAAAUUUAAUCUGAUGCAGAUUCUCCAGGAUAAUGGAAAUCUAAGCAAAGUGCAGGCCCGGCUGGCAUUCUCUGCCUACCUUCAGCAUGUGCAAGUCCGCCUGACGAAAGACAGUGGUGGUCAGACUCUCAGUCCCAGUUGGGCUGCCAAAGAGGAUGAACAGAUGGAGCUAGUGGUUCGUUUCCUUAAGCGAGCAUCAAGUAAUCUCCAGCAUUCAUUAAGGAUGGUGUUGCCCAGUCGGCGAUUGGCACUUCUGGAGCGCAGAAGAAUCCUUGCCCACCAACUAAGUGACUUUAUCGUUGUGUACAACAAGGAAACAGAACAAAUGGCUGAAAAGAAAUCAAAGAAGAAACUAGAAGAGGAGGAGGAAGAUGGGGUGAACGCAGAAAGCUUUCAGGACUUCAUUCGACAAGCAAGUGAGGCUGAACUGGAGGAGGUGUUGACUUUCUAUACCCAAAAAAACAAGUCUGCCAGUGUCUUCCUGGGGACUCACUCUAAGAGUUCUAAGAACAGCAGUAGCUAUUCUGAUAGUGGGGCCAAAGGUGAUCACCCUGAGACAAUUCAAGAAGUGAAAAUAAAGCAGCCCAAACAGCAACAGGCAACAGAAAUCCACUCCGAUAAAUUAUCUCGAUUUACCACUUCAGCAGGAAAAGAGGCUAAACUAGUCUAUACCAAUUGUUCUUCUCUCUCUGGUCCUGCUGCUGUUCUUCUGCAGAAACUUCCCAGCACCCACUUGUCAUCUAUUAUUACCACCUCUGCCCUCUCGUCAGGUCCUGGCCACCAUUCUUCUUUAUCUCAGAUUUCUCCAGCUAUCCCCAGCAUGCCUCACCAGUCAGCACUUUUACUGAACCCAGUCCCCGACAGUGCUUCUCCCUCCAUACACCCUGGGACCCAGAACGUAAGCCCCGCUGGCUUGCCACGCUGUCGAUCAGGCAGUUACACCAUGGGCCCCUUUUCCUCUUUCCAAAGUGCCGCACACAUCUAUAGCCAGAAACUGUCUCGUCCCUCUUCAGCAAAGGCAGCAGGUUCAUGCCAUCCUCAUAAGCAUCAUUCAGGAAUAGCCAAAACUCAAAAAGAGGUUGAAGAUGGUUCAUUCAACAGAAGGUACAACCAAAGCCUGGUUACAGCCGAACUCCAGCGGCUCGCAGAGAAGCAGGCAGCCAGGCAGUAUUCUCCAGCCACUCACAUCAACCUCCUCACCCAGCAGGUGGCAAACCUGAACUUGGCCGGCAGUGUCAUAAACAGAAGUAGCGCCUCCACGCCCCCCACCCUUCGGCCUGUCAUCAGCCCUAGCGGCCCGACGUGGUCUAUACAGUCAGACCUCCACGCUCCUGAGAGCCACGCCAGCCCCCCUGGGAGCAGGAGCCUCCAGACAGGCGGCUUUGCCUGGGAGGGCGAGGUGGAGAACAACGCGUACAGCAAGGCCACAGGGGUGGUUCCGCAGCACAAGUAUCACCCCACAGCAGGCAGCUACCAGCUCCAUUUUGCCCUCCAGCAACUUGAACAACAAAAACUUCAGUCCCGGCAGCUCCUGGACCAGAGUCGAGCCCGGCACCAGGCGAUCUUUGGCAGCCAGACACUACCUAACGCCAGUUUAUGGACGAUGAAUAAUGGUGCAGGCUGCAGAAUUUCAAGCGCCACAGCUGGUGGCCAGAAGCCAAACACCCUGCCACAAAAAGUGGUGCCACCUCCAAGUUCCUCCUCCUUGGUCUCCAAGCCCCCAUCCAAUCACAAACAAGUGCUCAAAAAGGCCGCAUCCCAGAGGGCUUCCAAAGUCUCCGCUGCGGAAGGGCAGCUGAAUGGACUUCAGAGCGGCCUUAACCCUGCGGCCUUUCUGCCCAUCGCCAGCUCCACAGGAUCUUUGGAAGCGCCCCAAGUUAUUUUCGCCAGAUCCAAACCCUUACCCACACAUUCUGGAGCCCUUGCCACAGUUAUAGGACAGAGAAAAUCAAAGUCGAUGAAGUCAGGGACAAUUUAAGAUCCCACUCACUGACCGAUGACCCGGAGAUGGGGAAGAAGAACCUGUUGCGCACUCCUGGGAGCGGGAUGGGGACUACGCCUCCACGGUGCUGCCAGGGGUCCAUAGUAUUUUUUUGCUGCCUCAGAGUCCCCAAGGCCUUCAAGCAGAAGUGGCAGUAUAUGGUUGCCAUCAGCCCAACCAGGGCAACAGGGAAGCAAAUCCCCUGGGUUUGGUGGAACUUGGCAGUGGGGACUCUGGCCUGAUGUGUCAUGUCCCCUUCAGAGCGCGAGUGUGCCUCCCCUGCCUUCCCCUCCCCACCCCGCUAGGUCCUCUCUGUCCCUCCUGCUGCUGCUCCCAGAUGAUAUAAAAGAGGCUCUUUGGCUAUUUGCAUCUGGCUUUUGCUUCUUUUCCAGAUUGAAGUAUUAAGUUUAUUUUAUUUUGUACGAGCUUCAGAUCCCAACACCAUCCACCAAACUUGAUCUUCCCUUGGGGUAGAGGAGCCAACAGCACCAGUUCCCCAGAGUGGGGAAGCAAGCAGGCGACUGCCAUGGGACAGGCGCCUUUUGGAAUUACUGACUUCUAAGAUUAAUAAAGUAAUUCAAUUUUUCUUUCCUUUUUUUCCAUUCACUAAUUUCCCAACAAUCAAUAUUCACAGUCAGGGCUAAAAUGGAACCAACAUUUCAUUUUGUUUCAUAUCUCACUGUUGCACAGUUUUUCAGUUUUCGUUUUAGAAUGGGAGCUAUCAAGAAACUUAGCAGAUGGGAGCACCAGGCUAGUUCCCAGAGCCAUGGAACUGGUGUGUGCCACCACUCCCGGCGUGUCCUCCAGCAGCCUUAUUCACUGUGGUCCUGAGUGGGGUGUGGAUGUGCCCACUUGCACCCAGCCUCUCCACGCAGUUGCUCCCGGUGACUGCAGCACACAUUAGAUCUUCCCUCCAACGUCUGCUGAGAGUCGGACUUUCAAGAAACCCCCCAUCAACCGUGUUGAAAUCCAGACAGAAAAAAAAUGACACCUAAGAAGACAGAUGGGUCCUGUGUGGUGGCUCAUGCCUCUCAUCCCAUCAUGAGGAAGGCAGGGGGAUUACCACGAGUUAGACACCAGGCUGGGCUGGACUUUGUAGUGAGUUCAGUACUAGUGUGGAAGUCAGAGUCCCAAGACCUUGUCUCAACAAACGGAAGAAGAGCAGGGGGUGAAGACAGAGAAGGGGGACUUUGCUUUCUGUUUAGUGCAUGAACUGGGUUCAGGCACAGUGGAAGAUUAGGGCUCUCAAGAGCAGGAUAGAGAAAGGUUUCCAUGUAGUCUAGGACCAUCUUAACUGCUCACUUGAUCUGAGCUGGCUAGACAACACAUUCCUCUCCGGUUCCUGCCGCUCUCCUCAAAACAAGUGUGUGCCAUUGAAGAUAGUGGUUCAAAUGGCCCCAGUGCUUGUGAGUGGCCCAGGAAAGGGAAGACUAGACUGCAGACCUUCCCGUGUGCUUGUACAUGUUAUUUGACAUGAGUAGUGUCUAGCGUGAGAACACCUGUAAUCAUGGUGUGUUCUUUAAGAUAGCAUCAGGAAGCAUAUCCAGUUGCCUUGGUUCAGACUUGUAGCAGGACCCUGGGAGACAGGGUGAAAGGGACAGAAAGAUUAUUUCUUGCAUCCUUAUUGAUGCUGGAAAGGACCUGUAUCUGAUGCACUGUGCUUCUUCCCCAAAGGCAAUUUAUGGAGGCAGCCUGGACCCUGCCCCAGUGGAAGCAGACCUCUAGGUCUGUAGCCUAAAACUGUAUGUUACUUCUGUUUGUAUUCGGUUUUGUUAAACCUUGUUUGUAAGUCUUUUGUCUGCAUGUAUGUCUGUGAACCAUGUACCUGUAGAAGCCGGAAGAGGAUGUCAGACCAUCUGGAACAUGAGUUACAGUUGAGUGGGUUCUGGGCAUUGAACCCCAGUCCUCCAGAAAAGCAGCCAGUUCUCUUAACAUUUCUUAAGCCCCAUAUUGUACAUCUCUUCUGAACAUGAGAGACUUUCCUACUGAAGUUUGAGGAUAACUGUCACAAUUAAUAGAAUGUAGUACUUGGACCAGGCAUGGCGGUGCAUACCUUUAAUCCCAACAUUCAGGAGUCAUUUGAAACCAGCCUGAUCUUCCUAGGUGUUCCAGGGCAGCCAGAGCUACAGUGUAAAAACCUGUCUCAAAACUAAACUGGCUGACAUGUUGGCAUAUUGCUCCCACCACACACACGCACGCAUGCACUCACACACAUAAGACAGAGUACUUCCACAACCAGGGACGGGGGCCACUGUAUAAAUGAGUUGGGCCUGAACAAAGCACAGAGAUAGUCUUAGUGGCUGUGGUAGUUUGAUUGUAAUUGGCCCCCAUAAUAUAGGGGUGGUACUAUUAGGGGGUGUGGCUUGGUUGGAGUGGGUAUGGUCAUGGUGGGGGUGGGCUUUGAGGUUUCCUGUGCUCAGGAUACUGCCCAGUGUCUCAGUCUACUUCCUUUUGCCUGCAAGAUGUAGGACUCUCAGCUACUCC